AUGAGCCUUAUCCUACAGUGGAAGUUUAACAUAAGCCUUAUCCUACAGUGGAAGUUUAACAUGAGCCUUAUCCUACAGUGUAAGUUUAACAUAAGCCUUAUCCUACAGUGGAAGUUUAACAUGAGCCUUAUCCUACAAUGGAGGUUUAACAUGAGCUUUAUCCUACAGUGGAAGUUUAACAUGAGCCUUAUCUUACAGUGUAAGUUUAACAUGAGCCUUAUCUUACAGUGUAAGUUUAACAUGAGCUUUAUCCUACGGUGUAAGUUUAACAUGAGCCUUAUCCUACGGUUUAAGUUUAACAUGAGCUUUAUCCUACAGUGGAAGUUUAACAUGAGCCUUAUCCUACAGUGGAAGUUUAACAUGAGCCUUAUCCUACAGUGGAAGUUUAACAUGAGCCUUAUCUUACAGUGGAAGUUUAACAUGAGCCUUAUCCUACAGUGGAAGUUUAACAUGAGCCUUAUCCUACAGUGGAAGUUUAACAUGAGCCUUAUCCUACAGUGGAAGUUUAACAUGAGCCUUAUCUUACAGUGUAAGUUUAACAUGAGCCUUAUCUUACAGUGUAAGUUUAACAUGAGCUUUAUCCUACGGUGUAAGUUUAACAUGAGCCUUAUCCUACGGUUUAAGUUUAACAUGAGCCUUAUCCUACAGUGUAAGUUUAACAUGAGCCUUAUCCUACAGUGGAAGUUUAACAUGAGCCUUAUCCUACAGUGGAAGUUUAACAUGAGCCUUAUCUUACAGUGGAAGUUUAACAUGAGCCUUAUCCUACAGUGGAAGUUUAACAUGAGCCUUAUCCUACAGUGGAAGUUUAACAUGAGCCUUAUCCUACAGUGGAAGUUAACAUGA
This is a messenger RNA of Physella acuta, 843 nucleotides long. RefSeq lists its product as uncharacterized. Lineage: Eukaryota; Metazoa; Mollusca; Gastropoda; Physidae. The record is from RefSeq and is a predicted model, not a curated record.